Molecule: messenger RNA, 1776 nt
Organism: Acanthoscelides obtectus
Lineage: Eukaryota; Metazoa; Arthropoda; Insecta; Coleoptera; Chrysomelidae
Source: the annotation of a GenBank genome assembly
AUGCCCGUACUUUUGGCAGCCGUGACACUGCCCAACGAGUCUGGAGCUCUUCUGAAUCUCAACUCGAAUGGCCAGUUCUUGCUGAGACUUUUCAGUCUUGGGCAGUAUCACGACCACCAAAGGCGCGCCGCCGCUGCGCUUCAAUCGAAUCAUGUGGAGAGGGCUAUAUCCCCUCUGCUCAAGUUCUCCCUUAAUCUCAGUAUCCGAAAAGUUGACGGGAACUCCUCGAACCACCGCGUGGAUGUUCCGUUCCGAAGGGAGAGGAAAAGUGUGAUGGGGCACUUCUUCCUCUCGGAACAGGCGAACAAUCUUACGAUUAGCGAAGCUCUGGGAGAAAAACCCCAAACAAACAAAAAUAACCCCUCAGCACCAUGGUGGAGUGACACUCUGGAAGAAUUUGUUGAAAGUAAAAACAGAGCCUAUAGGAAAUGGCUUGAUACAAAAAAUCCUCAGGACAGAGAAGAGUAUCUGGAAAAAAGAAGAGAAACCCAAAGAGAAAUCAGUAGAGCCGAAAACGAUUAUUGGGAAAAAACUUGCGAACAGGUGGACCGAUGUAUGGGUAACACAAGAGUUAACAGGGCCUGGAAAUUGAUCAUGCGGUCAAACAAAAAAGAUACUGCUGGACUUAGUCUCAUUAGUAUGAAUCAGUGGAUGAAGUAUUACAAAGAACUCUUAACUGAGGACGGUCUACAGUUUAUGGAGGAAGAAACCUCAGAGGUCCAUCAGGAGGAAUUUAUCCAAGAAGUGCCAGAUAUUACACCUCAAGAAAUUCGUGGAGCUCUUAAAAAUAUGAAAAAUGGCAAAGCUCCAGGGCCAGGAAACAUCAGUGUAGAAUUACUUAAUAAAGCAGCACCUGACAUAGUUCAGUCCAAAAUAGUUUUCAUGAAGGUUCCCGCAAAUCCAGAGGAUUGGAAAAAAGUUGCAAAUGGAUAUAAUACAAUGUGGAACUUCCCGAUGUGUAUAGGCAGUAUGGAUGGAAAACAUGUAAUCAUAGAAUCCCCAAAAUACAGUGGAAGUGAAUUCUUCAAUUAUAAAGGGACUUUUAGUAUUGUAUUGUUUGCCAUAGUCGAUGCCAGUUACAAUUUUAUUUUUGUUUACGUUGGGUGCCAGGGCCGAAUAUCAGACGGAGGAGUUUUCAAAAAUACUGGAUUUGCCAAAGCAUUGGAAAGAGAUAUGCUCAAUCUGCCACAAAAGGCGGCACUUUCUGGAAGAGAAAAACUGGUACCAUACGUCUUACUAGCAGACGAUGCAUUCCCCUUGUCACAAAAUAUAAUGAAGCCGUAUGCUGGGCACCAAGAACGUGGGUCAAGACAACGAAUUUUUAAUUACCGUCUAAGUAGAGCUCGAAGAGUCGUCGAGAACGUAUUCGGAAUACUAGCAUCUGUUUUUCGGGUCCUUCGCAAGCCUAUGUUACUAGAGCCGGACAAAGUGGAGAAAGUUGUUCAAACAUGUGUUUUGCUGCACAAUUAUUUACGUAGAGAUGUGGAAUCGAAAGAUAGAUAUACACCGCCAGGCUCCUUUGAUUUCGAACACUUAGAUUCUGGUACUGUAAGUGGAGGAUUGUGGAGAAAUGAUCCGGAACCAUGUCACUCACUUUUGCCUAUAAGACGAAUAGCAAGGAAACCAAUUCAAGAAGCCCGAGAAAUUAGAGACGAAUUCAGCGAAUAUUUCAUAUCGGACUUAGGACAAGUACCAUGGCAAUCACAGUCCCAGUCACCAGAAGAAGCAGUUGACGCAUUCAAAAAUGCCGUUUUGGAUCUGCCAGCAAACGAGUAG